Ixodes scapularis (black-legged tick) is the source of this 5146-nucleotide messenger RNA. Its product is annotated as protein FAM114A2. The transcript is spliced from 14 exons. The coding region runs from base 192 to 1814 and encodes 540 amino acids. Lineage: Eukaryota; Metazoa; Arthropoda; Arachnida; Ixodida; Ixodidae. The record is from RefSeq and is a predicted model, not a curated record.
AUGACAGGACUUCUGGUUUCGUUUUCUCACUUUCUCCAUAAGGCGGCAGCACCGGCGUGAUUGCUGCAGAGAAGCGACUUCUUUAGCUGCUGCUGUGCGGAGCCAGGAUUUCGUGAACCUAGGCUGCCUUUAAUUGACAGUUCGCGUCCGUGAACCCGAGUGCAAUCGUGUGCGUUUAACAGGGGAGGACGAUGUCGGAGUCAGAAGAAGCAUUUGAGAGUGCCGAUGAAGACAUAGAGGACCAGAAAGACAAGAACAAGCGACGAUCACGAACAACCUCGGAAAAACUGGGCGAGAUCAAAGAAGUGGAACCGGCAAGCGUGGCGCAGACCAAAACAGACGGUGAAGCUGCUUCCAAAAGUGUGCCAAAACCCCGAGAAAAUUCGGGCGAGACUGCCAGUCCCGGAAGAUCUCCGAAGUCAAGCACAAGUGACGACAACUCCUCGAAAGAGUCCGAAAAGUCGAAGGCAGACGAAACGGGGAAAGAGAAAGAGUUUUCGGUCCUGGAGAGGCUUGCCCACGCUGCUUCGAGAGAGGACAAGGGCCCAAUCAACUGGGGCUUUAGCAAGUGGGGCUCAUCAAUCCUAUCCACUGCGGCUACAUCAGUCAGCACAUUCACAAACCAAGUCUCUCAGGGUAUCGGCACGGUCAUCGAGACGGUCGAGUCGACUCUUGGAGCUCCGAGUCCGGAAGAGCUUGCCCAGCAUGACGCGGAAAAGCAGAAGACAGAACCGAAUGCAGACGACGCUACAGACGCAAGUCACGGCACUGCUCCUGAACCAGAUCCCGAAAAACCAGCCCAGUCCGAUGACAAGGCAGAAAGUUCUGGGGUUGGCGGCAUCCUGAGUGGAGUCAGCGCAUUCACAAAGGCUAUCGAGGCUACUGGUUCCAAGGUGCUGAGCGGUGGUCUCGAUACACUCGAAAUGAUAGGCAAAAAGACGAUGGACAUCUUGACCGAGAAUGAUCCUGGCCUCCGCAAGAAGCGGUCAAUGUUCGACGGGAAAGCAAGCCUGUCGGAGAUGCUGAGGGAGGCCAAGGAGAAGGCGGAGAAGGAAGCUCAGGGCCAGGAGAGCGAGAAAGCCCGGGACUCUGUCAAUUACAGCAGGCUUUUUGAUGAGCACCAAGGUCUGGUACACCUGGAAGCCCUGGAAAUGCUGUGCAGCGAACGGCGCACCGCCGUUCAGCAGCAGCUGCAGAACACCGCCGAGGAAGACAAAGCUGAACUGGGCGCUUUGCUGGACAAGCUGAAGAGGACCUGUGAGAGUCUUCCUGCCGCGGACGACACCCCCGACGACGAGGUGGACCAGGACUUUGAGAAGCUCGUGACCGGGCACUUGAUCGAGAUCGGCCUCAACCUGAGAGGGGAGAAGCUGAAGGAGACGGAUGCCGACGUGAGACUCUGGUUGAGAGAGUGCGCUGAAAGCCAGGAGAAAGGAGAGAAAAAGGAUCCCAAGGAGAUCUACCCGAAGAGCAUAGAAACCCUAGCGGAAAUGACGGCCAAGACCAUCGAGCUGUACCACAAGGUUGCUGAGCUUCUACUGGUGAAGCCCUUGUCGGACAGGACGCCGAUGCACUACGCCACCCAGCUCACUGGCCUCACAGCAGUGCUCUGCACGGAGGUCGGGAUCCUGUCCUCGAGGUUCGGACGAUGUCUCAACACUGCGGCGGACGACUCCGAGGAUCCGGACUCGGUGACUCCACUGAUCACCAACGUUUACCUCGAGGCUUCGAACAGCAACACGUACAUCCAAGACGGGUUCCAGCUGAUGGUUCCCAUCCUGCAGUCACUCGCGCUGCAACAAAAGGACGGUUGAAAGGAUCGAAGGCGGGCCUCCCGCACGACUCGGCAUUUUCCCUCGGCUAUGCCCCGUUUCCCGUGUGGCGUCGUCCAAGCGUCGUCAGUGUCUUCAUCGCCGUCUCAGUGUGGUUACUGUGAUGUAGGAGCGAAGUCCAAAUCGCUACGAGAAACAGGCAACAAUCGAACGGAGGUGAAAGUGUCAGAAGCUAUGCCUCUCUCUUUUUUUUUUUUCUUGUGUUUUUGAGCACGCAGGUGAAAUUUAAAAAAAAAAACAAAAAAACUUUCGAGGGCGAGAUAGAUUUGGGAUGGAAGCGUGGGAACGGCGGAUCGCACAGUCCCGUCAAAUGCAGGUAGCGUUUGCAAAUUGGGACAAAACCAACCACUGCUUACAACCUUGCUUUCGCAGCACUUUUGUUUUUGGCAAAUAACAGGCAAAUAUUGUGAAUGACUCUGCUCAGAGUGGUGGCUACUACGACGGACGGGCCCAUUUACCCCAAAAUAUUUCGUUUCCCAAAAAUUAAGAAAAAAUGGCAAUCCAGAAAUUUUUAAAACAGUAAGCAAUGAUAAAAUGAUUCGUAUCACCGCCGUCAGGACUCCUCAAGCUUCGUGUUAAAGCUUUUUCCUUCCUGCUUCACCAUUUCUUCAAAAUGGAAAUAAUAAUUAUUAUUAUUAAGUCAUUGCGCUAAGGGUUUCUUCAAGAAGCAACAUCUUGUGAGAUAAGUUGAUCAGGGAGUAGCUUUGGAGAGUGCUCAAGUUGCACGAAGCCCCCUCACGAUGCCUUCAUGUUGAGACAUUCUUUAGCCUCGGUCCCCUGGACUUUGUGUUCGAGGACUUGCCAGUCCGCGUUUCAAGAAGCGAUUGCCCGUUGCAAUUUUGUGUCCUCAUGUAGGUCGACGUUGUAGUUUGUGUAGGAGACGAAUCGAGGAAAGGGUGAAGCGAUGUUUACCUUGAGAACUGUGCUAUUUUAAGAAGCAGACCCUUUGUUGCUGCUGGGCGGUGCGUUCCGGGGGACUAAGAAAUGGUAGCUGAGCCUCCUGCUAAAUGACGCUGUAAAAACUGAAAAAAGUACAAUGCUAGAACUUGCUGUCAAGAUGGGCUCUUAAAAAGAGAUAUUUCUUGCAUAUUGUGAACAGAACAAAAAAAAAUACUAUUGCAUAAAGCAAAACAUUGUACGGUGCUUGUAAGGACGGUUAAAGGCAAUAGGUUUCACUGUCAUAUGUGAUGCCAAUUGUUAUAGCGGUGUAAAGUAGAAGAGAUAUUUUUUUCUAAUACUUGCAAGUUUUACAACUCGUGGCUGUAGGAUGUGAUUAGGAAGUGGAUAUUAAGAUAUGUUGUCAGUGUACACUUUUGUCUCUGCACUCGAGAAACAAAUCAACUUCAAUAAUUUGCAGCUACGAUCAGUGAUUGGAGGGGCCUACCAAUGGAAUCAAACUUGCCACUAUGCGAUGCAACCUUAAUUUGGAGGAAGCAUUUAGCAACAGCACCCAUUCUCAAAGAUUUGUUCAAGACUGAAGGCCCCCUUUUAGCAACAGACCCUUCUGUUAUGCAAAGUGUGUUAGCUAACCAGUAGUUAGUCGCAAGUGUACCCAUAUUCUGUAUAAAUUGGUUAUGAUGGUAGUGUUGCAUAGGUUGGGCUGUUAUGAAGAGGUAUGCGCUGUAUGUUCUUCAAUACCUUUAGCCUGAAUGUGACGGCGGCACUUUGUUGCACUUUACUCGCACGAGCCCACUACAGUGGCAGUUCUGCUGGCAGCCUUCCUUUAGUCACUUGGGAAAGCUGGCUAUUUUGCAUUUGGACUGACUGUGCUGCACUCUGUACAUUGUUGUCACGAUGAAAGCGCCAAUUGCAAUAGCACCCUUACCUGUCUUCUCUUGUUCGCAUCUUCAAAUUCUAUUUUGCCUGUCACAGAAUACAACUAUCUCAGUGUUUUUUCAAUGUAAGCCAUGCAUGUAGUCACCUUGCGGUAAGCAGUGUUGGUGGAUGUUUACAUAUGACAACUGCAUGCUCAGCCAUCGUGGGUCGCCCAAGAAAAACAUUUGCGACGAUAUGUGCCAACUAGGAUUAAUUAAAGCUCUAUCCCACCGCCGAAACUCUAGCGUCAAAGCUGCACCGAUUCUUCUACGAUGGACAGCUUUGAAGAGGGUUCUUCAAGUGGAACAAGUUUUGCUUCGUUUUUUUUCCGAGAUUAAAAAUUCAAACUUGGAGGCACGAGACAUUUUCACUGACCCUUACUGCCAUCUAACUGAACUGCAUUUAUUAAUCGGGUACACGGUAGGGUGGUUGCCACACUCUUAAUGUACUAGUGCUAGUUUCAUGUAAUGUCUUGGAACAUACGUUCCCUGACGAUUCUCAGUCAGUAAUGCGGUCGGUGUAUAGCUAUUAGUACAGAAUAUAGUACUGGAUCAGUAUAAGCUAAUUUACAAUUAGCUGGGACGGCUGCAACGGUUCUGCGGGACGGAAUCUCGUGAAACGUUGCGAAAGGAGACGUGUGCCGCAAACUUUUACGGUGGUCACUUCAUUGCGAGCAUCUCAGAAUGAAGUCAGUUUUGGUCCCAAUUGAAUGUGCUCUGCAUUGUUUUCCCCAACAAAGAAAUUGGUAGCUUUCGACCUCAGUGUCCAUGUCCGCCGUCGUAAAAGUCUGUAGGAAAUGGGCAGUCAAACCAAGCUACAAGGCGUCGUGCCUUCCAGGCACUCAAGGUCGCUCGCGACCAGCCAGGUUCAAAUAGGAAGGGCCCAGAUUAGCUGGUAACAACGGUGUAACAAAGGCACUCGGGCAGUUGUCUUAAGAGUCCACUUACUACCAAGUUUCUUCUGUGUUAGUCUUGUGCAGCUCAUCGUCCCGUUAUGGCACGCUACACCUCGUAAAAUAGGGCGGGAAGCUUGCCGAUCGGUCGGCGUUCUCCGAAAUAACGAAAUUACACUUGCCAAUCGGCCGGCGUGUCUGUAAUGCACCCUUGCCGCACCUCACCCCGUUGGCACAGGGGCAGACGCAAUUAUUUCCUCUGGUCUAUGGUCGCCGACAACUUAAGAAACAUGGGGUGUGGAGGGUCCCCAGCAUCUUAUCAUAGCUCCUCGGCCAAUGAGAUUGCGACGUCCGUUGAUAAGAGCGUCGAAGAACCAAUCACAAAGCAAGAAACGGGGAUAAGAUAAGCCACGCCCCGCGUUUCCUGAGCCGUCAGCAACUACAGCAUCUUGUCGUUACGACGCGAGUUCAGACGUAUUCUCUCCCUUGGAUUCUUCGCUGUUCACAGAUCCCGGUUUGACUAGGCUCACAACUGCCCAAACACAAGUCACUUGUAAGCGUUUCAAGUUGUAAUAAAAGAAAAGCCACAGAGAUGUAACACCCCCUU